Daldinia decipiens is the source of this 924-nucleotide messenger RNA. RefSeq lists its product as uncharacterized. The transcript has 2 exons. The coding region runs from base 1 to 924 and encodes 307 amino acids. NCBI's taxonomy places the organism in Eukaryota, Fungi, Ascomycota, Sordariomycetes, Xylariales, Hypoxylaceae. The record is from RefSeq and is a predicted model, not a curated record.
AUGGCUAGUGACUAUCCACUACUCGCUAAUUGCGCCGAUCAGGGUACGCCUAUACGGGGGUGUACUCUACCCUUUAACAAAGCGCCUAGCCUCACCGAGCUGAAGUUGAAGUUCAAUGAAGUAUCGACUUUCGAUUGGUCAUAUCCCUGGGCACGUCCUCCGGGACCAACCAUCUACAACGUCUAUAUGCGUAAUAUCGAUGAGUUCAUCUGUUCUUUUGAGUUGAGCCGCGAGAAGGAUGACUUGGAGCAGUUCAAAAGUACCCGCCUAUGCCCAGAAUUCGCUUCUCUCUCAGACGAGGAGAUCUUGAAGCGAGUGGCUGAUCUCGCGCAAGACAGAGCUCUCAUGAUCAAUUACUUACUCGGUUCUCGCGUGUCACCCGUAUACCACCAGGACUGUGUUAAUGAACAGAACCGACCGGAUACUGAAUAUGAGAGGCGGGAGCUGAAAAAAGACCAGCCACGUAUGGCAGCGAAAAUAGUCGAGGUCUUCUGGGGAUUCGCACACUCGGGAAAUCCACUGCCAACCCACCGUCACAAGCAACUGGGUAUAUCCUCUUACGAUGGCUGGGCUGAUCGUAUUGAUGACAAACUAACGGCGAUGGCUGAGAGACUCAAUAAAGACCCACAGAAAAUGAGGGAUCUCAACCCAAUUGUCAUCGAAAGCGAUGAUUCUUCUAACGAACCCGACGACAAACCCAAGCACGUACUCGAGAACGUCACCAACACGGAAAGGAGCACCAAGUUCACUAAAGAACUCUCGAACGACCGACAUACUACGAAGAGACGCCUCGUACUACCACCCCCGCCGAAUCUAUCCUUUAGUCAGGCUACGGAGCAGACAUCGAGAGAUGUCGACAAGAUGGUCUCGCCUACAUUUGGGGAGUUUCAACCCGAAAGCCCAAAGAGGAAAGAUCGGAAGUAG